AUGCUGUCAUCACUGAACGACAGAUUACUCAAAGAUCAUCGACCAUCUGCAGAGAGGAGAUUCACUCGAAUACACUAUCUCUCCAUUCUAGGGAUUAUCUUGUCCCUCUCCUGUCGAUCCCUACUGCCCGAGACGUUUACCAUUGGUGCCGUGGUUGAGAUUCUGGGAACCUGCAGUCAGUCCUUGGCGAGUGUCUCUCGUGCCAAACAAGUUACCCCGGUGGUUCAUCGGCCAUUUGACCCCGUCUGGGACACGCCACUCUCCUCCCAAGAACUGUUCCACGGUAGCACCAAGAUUAUCUGGGGAUACUGGAAUACCUAUCCGGAGAAGUUUCCCUUUCUCUGUCAAAAGGCACUAGCAUCUUGGCAGUUACGGAAUCCAGAUUGGCGUGUGAUCAUGCUCAAUGACGACAACUUUCGCCAGUACGUGUCGGUAUCCGAUCUGCCAACCACCUUUGACAGUCUCAAAGUGCAACAUCGCAGCGACUUGAUCCGAUUGGCCGUUCUGAUUCGCUAUGGCGGUGCCUAUGUGGAUGCAUCUACCUUGAUGUACAAGGGAUUGGAUGGGAUUUGGAAUGACAUUGACAAUCAGCACCAAAAGCUGCUCCUAACUUCACUCAACAUGCUCCCCGGCCCCAAACUCGACAUGUACAACAAUGGAUUGCUCAUGACACGCGCCAUUGGCAAUCCGUUCUUGGUGGAAUGGCAACAACGCACAAUCGCCUACAACCACGCACCGGCCUUGACGGUUCCCGAAAUGAAACAACAUCCCGCCUUUGCGCGCGUUCACAAGUACUGGGAUGAUCCAACCUUGGGCGUACUGGGUGGCAUGAUACCCUACCAUUCGCAUUUAUGGAUGUUGAACGACAUGAUCUGGCACAAUGACAUGGGAUUGGCCAGUAAGCACAUUGUCCAUUUGCCCAAGAUUCGGUGGAGUUUUUACUACCAUUCGUUGCCACACUUUUUUGACAAGCUUCGCAUCAUGACAUCCGAGCAAGCGCAAGAUCCCCGCCUUGAUCCCGACGUCGUGGGAUGGACUCCGCUGUCCUUGUUUUGGGCCAUUACCCGACACAUUAUGCAUGGCUUUUACUUGAAUGAAGAACUGGCUCGGGGGGUCGUUGAAAACAUUCACAUGCUCAAGUUUACAUCUCACGACAUGCCACUGGUGGAUGUAGCGGUGAAGCUUGGUUUUAACAAUACUGUGGGACGCAUCAUUGACUCUGCCUACAAUCUGACACGGUUCCCCAUUCAACAAGCCACAUUGGUGGGAGCGACACCGCCGUCACGGAUACAAGAAUAG
Seminavis robusta is the source of this 1299-nucleotide messenger RNA. NCBI's taxonomy places the organism in Eukaryota, Bacillariophyta, Bacillariophyceae, Naviculales, Naviculaceae. The record is from the annotation of a GenBank genome assembly.